Molecule: messenger RNA, 660 nt
Organism: Drosophila virilis
Lineage: Eukaryota; Metazoa; Arthropoda; Insecta; Diptera; Drosophilidae
Gene: Setd3
Product: SET domain containing 3
Biological process (GO): peptidyl-lysine trimethylation; peptidyl-lysine monomethylation; actin modification
Molecular function (GO): protein binding; protein-lysine N-methyltransferase activity; protein-L-histidine N-tele-methyltransferase activity
Source: RefSeq, a predicted model, not a curated record
AUGCAGCCGGCCAAUGCGAACGAGGAAUGGAAACAGUAUGUGGAGCUGCAGCCGCUGCUGGAGCGUCUGAUCGAGCAAGAAAAGCCGCUGCAGCUGGCCGCCUGCCCCGCAGAGGAUGCGGCCAAUGCAAACGAACAGAAGCGCCUGGCCAAAGUGGCCGCCUUCAAUGAGUGGGCGCGCGCGGGCGGUGUCCAAACCGAUUGUGUGGAAAUAACAACAUUUCCCGGCUAUCAGCUGGGUCUGCGCGUCACACGCGAUCUGGCCGAGGGCGAGCUGGUGCUCACUGUGCCGCGUCAGCUCAUUUUCUCGGAGGAGCUGUUGCCCGAGGCGCAACGCAAGCUCUUUAUCGACUUUCCCACCCACCUGAAUGUCACAUAUAUGCUUAUCAUUGAGAAGGUGCGCGGCGCCGCCAGCAAUUGGCAGCCCUUCAUCGAUACGCUGCCCACGCGCUACAAUACCGUGCUAUAUUUUACCGUGGAGCAAAUGCAGCGCCUGCGCGGCACAUCUGCCUGUUCCGCUGCCGUGCGUCAUUGUCGCGUCAUUGCACGCAUCUAUGCCUCCAUGUACAAGUGCGCCUACAUGCAGCCUGAUGACAGCGUUAUGGCCGGCAUGGCAAAUCUCUUUACCGAGUACGGUCUCUGCUACGAGCUCUAUCGGUAA